UCUGCUGUGGGGCCGGGGGCAGGGAUGGCCCAGCUGUCCGUCAAAGAGCACCUGGAGGGGAUCCUCUCCGACUUCGAAGGAAGCCGAAGCCACAACGCAGGAAGUGCAGCAUCGGUUUCGCCAGCACCCACUCUGGCCCGAGCGGCAGACGCACGAGAAGCGGACGGAGCAGCCCCGGAGCAGCCCAGGGCUGGGGAGACGGCCCUGCUGAGCCUAGGAGGGCGGAGCCAGGAGCCCGGGUGGAUCAGCAUGGAGGGGCAGCCGGGACAGCCGGCGCCCGAGGAGACGCCCCGCGGCGCUAACCCAGCCAGUGGGGGGCUGGAGCUCUUUGGCUACGUGGGCAUCGAGGCCGUGCUGGAUCAGAUGAGGAUCAAGACCAUGAAAACAGGCUUCGAAUUCAACCUCAUGGUUGUAGGGCAGAGCGGCCUGGGCAAGUCGACGAUGGUGAACACCCUCUUCAAGUCGAAGGUGAGCCGGAAACCCGCGGGCCCCGGCUACGAGGAGCGCAUCCCAAAGACGGUGCAGCUGCAGACCGGCUCCCACGUUAUCGAAGAGAAGGGCGUGAGGAUGAAGCUGACGGUGACGGACACGCCGGGCUUCGGUGACCAGAUCAACAAUGAGAACUGCUGGGACCCCAUCAUCAAGUACAUCAGCGAGCAGUAUGAGAAGUACCUGCGAGAGGAAAUCCUCAUCAGCCGCCAGCGCAAGAUCCCGGACACCAGGGUCCACGGCUGCGUGUACUUCGUGCCACCCACGGGCCACUGGCUGCGUCCCUUGGACCUGGAGUUCAUGCAGCGGCUGAGUAAGAUCGUCAACGUGGUGCCAGUGAUCGCCAAGGCCGACACCCUGACCCUGGAGGAACGGGCCGAGUUCAAGCAAAGGAUCCAGAAAGACUUGAAGGCUCACGGCAUCAGGGGCUGCCCCGCCGGCCCCUGUGUUCACAUCCCCUGCCCGUGCACACUCGGCGAGCGCUCCCUUUCAUGA
This is a messenger RNA of Pelodiscus sinensis (Chinese soft-shelled turtle), 984 nucleotides long. NCBI's taxonomy places the organism in Eukaryota, Metazoa, Chordata, Testudines, Trionychidae. The record is from RefSeq and is a predicted model, not a curated record.